Molecule: messenger RNA, 1761 nt
Organism: Plodia interpunctella (Indianmeal moth)
Lineage: Eukaryota; Metazoa; Arthropoda; Insecta; Lepidoptera; Pyralidae
Product: heterogeneous nuclear ribonucleoprotein A1, A2/B1 homolog
Exons: 6
Coding region: 5-1231 (408 amino acids)
Biological process (GO): mRNA splicing, via spliceosome
Cellular component (GO): catalytic step 2 spliceosome
Molecular function (GO): mRNA 3'-UTR binding
Source: RefSeq, a predicted model, not a curated record
GAAAAUGUUGCCAUUGGUCACCGAUCAUUGCGGCGUAAACAGAGUCAAAGCGUCAGCUCUCUCUCUCUAUAGAAUAGAGGGAGAAAACCGAUUUUUUUCCUCUUCUUUUCGGCCUGCUGCUCUGCUCGUUCGUUUGUUCCUCCUCCUCCUCCUACCUUUCUUUCUUUUUGGCGUGGCUUUGGUGUCGAACGGUUGUGUCGUGCUUGUCUCGUGUCGACGCUUUGCCUUUCACGUCAAAAAGAAGUGUUCUUUUGUGAAUUUAUUACAUAGAUAUAAUUUCAGUGAUAUCAUAAUGAGACCUCAAAAUGGAGACGAUGGAUUUGAUGAGCCAGAGGUGCACCGCAAGAUUUUCAUUGGCGGACUAAAUUACCGCACCACUGACGAGUCUCUGAAAUCCCAUUUUGAAAAAUGGGGAGAAAUUGUAGAUGUAGUGGUUAUGAAAGAUCCGAAAACGAAAAGAUCCCGAGGUUUCGGAUUCAUUACAUAUUCCAAGGCACACAUGGUUGAUGACGCACAGAAUAAUAGGCCGCAUCGCAUUGAUGGACGUGUUGUUGAGACCAAGCGUGCUGUAGCAAGGCAAGACAUAAAAAAUCCAGAGGCUGGAGCUACAGUGAAGAAGCUUUUCAUUGGUGGAAUUAAAGAUGAUCAUGAUGAAGACCAACUGAGAGAAUAUUUCUCUGCAUAUGGCAAUGUGCAGAAUGUAAGCGUUGUCACUGAUAAGGCCACUGGCAAGAAGCGUGGAUUUGGAUUUGUUGAGUUUGAUGAUUAUGACCCUGUGGAUAAAGUUUGCUUAAAUGCUCCUCAUAAAAUCAAUGGAAAGCAACUGGAUGUUAAAAAAGCCCUACCCAAAGAUGGUUCUGAUCAGAGAGGUGGAGGCAGACAAGGAGGUGGGGGCCGUAAUGACAGCUGGGGUAAUGCUGGUGGAUAUGGAAAUAAUCAGGGAGGAGGUUGGAAUAAUUCCAAUCCUUGGGAUAAUAACCAAGGAGGUUGGGGAGGAAACCAGGGUGGCGGCUAUGGAGGUGGUAACGGAGGCCGAGGAGGAGGCUGGGGUAAUCAGGAGUUUGGGAAUUAUGGCCAACAAAGUUAUGGUGGGGGACCAACUAGAAAUCAACAGUACAGCAACAACCGUGCUGCUCCCUACAACAUGAACCAGGGUGGCGGCGGCGGUGGUGGCAACUACGGCGGAAACUAUGGCGGCGGACAGGGGGGCAACCGCGGAGGCAGAUUCUAGAAUAGGCUAUGUUUCGUGCUAAGUACACUAGUAAAGCAGUGUUAGUGCUAGUGUAGGCAGUACGCUCCGGAGCACUAGAUACACCUCUGGUCCACCCGCGAGACCACCUAGGAGAAGCCGUCAGGAAACCAAUAGACAUGUAGCUGGAGCUCUUGACUCAUUAUUAUUAUAGACAAUUCUAGAAUAUUUAAAAUGUGUACUGAUUUGUAAGUUGGUCUUCUAUUUAUUGUAGUACUUUGGGUACUUACCGUGACAUACUUUGUAAGAAAUAGUUUGUAAAAUGAGGAUAGUUACGUUUUAUACGAAUAAUUAAGUACAAUUUAGGAUAAUCUUUGUAAGAACUCCACCUGAAUGUAGCGGCUAGGCGAACUUAUUUGGAGUUUAGUUAAAAGGUAGACCUUAAAAUACAAUCAAUUUUUUCCAGACUUUACUCAGUAUUAAGUUCUCAAAUAGCUGUUUUAAUGUAGGUUAAUGAUUAAUUAUGACUGUAGGAUAAAUAUAAUGUAAAAAUAAAUUAAAAUACAAAAUCA